AUGAGUUCUUUACCGAUAAACAAGAACUGCAUGCUAAGCUAUAAAGCUGCAUUGUUAGAGGAGGUGGAAAGAAGAUAUGUGCGCAAUACUACAAUCAUCUAUGCAGAUCCUGAUUUUGGUUCAUGUCAAGCUAAGGAGCUUUCAGAUCACCUCGAAAGUGUUUUUGAUAAUGAACCAGUCUCCGUCAAGAGUGGCCUGCACAUUGUGGAAGUUAAACCGCAGGGUGUUAACAAAAGGCCUAAUAGUCGACCGCCUUCUCUAGACAAUGCAGCAAAAGGAUAA
Molecule: messenger RNA, 282 nt
Organism: Oldenlandia corymbosa var. corymbosa
Lineage: Eukaryota; Viridiplantae; Streptophyta; Magnoliopsida; Gentianales; Rubiaceae
Source: the annotation of a GenBank genome assembly